Molecule: messenger RNA, 376 nt
Organism: Centruroides sculpturatus (bark scorpion)
Lineage: Eukaryota; Metazoa; Arthropoda; Arachnida; Scorpiones; Buthidae
Product: leucine-rich PPR motif-containing protein, mitochondrial-like
Exons: 4
Coding region: 20-376 (118 amino acids)
Molecular function (GO): protein binding
Source: RefSeq, a predicted model, not a curated record
AAAAAUUUCAGAAUGUCCUAUGGAUGUUAGUCAUUACAACACACUGUUGAAAAUUCAUUUGGAAAAUGAACACAAGUUUUCACCAACUGAUUUUCUUGCAGAUAUGGAAAAGAAAGGAAUUCAGCCAAAUAGGGUAACAUAUCAGAGACUUAUUGGACGAUAUUGUCAAGAAGGAGAUAUAGAUGGUGCAAGCAAAAUACUUGAAUUUAUGAAGUCAAAGGAGUUAACUAUUAAUGAAACUGUCUUUAAUUUCCUUGUAAUGGGAUAUGUAAAAUCAGGUAAUAUGGAAAAUGCAAANAACAGACCCCAGUUUUAUAAUCUCUCUUUCACCUUUGUCAAUGAGAUAUAUAUGUUGUUUACAUAUUCAAUAUUUUAA